AUGGAGGACUGCAACAACAACAAAGGAGAAGUUCAUGCAAAUUUUACAAAGCUGAAGAACUCUUCAGCAAGAUCAGGUAUCAGUUUGAAAUCUUCCUCCUCUGUAAGGUCGAGUCCACAAAAUUCUCCUUCAUUUCAGCGACCACAUUGUACCUUAACACCGAGAAGAGAAGGCAAGGGUGUUGCACAGUGCUAUGGCAGCAACCGGAUACUGUUAUGGCUGCUUCUGAUAACCCUUUGGGCUUAUCUUGGAUUUUUCGUACAGUCUAGGUGGGCACAUGAUGAAAAAGAGGAGGAAUUUUCAGGCUUUAAAAGCAGACAAAGUGAUGCAGCAAACUCUUACGUUGAACAGAAUCAGCAUCAUGAUUUGAUUGCAAAGAACGUUUCUUUGUCUGUUAACAUCGAACAAGUUGUGAACAAACCAAUAGAUGUGGCUUUGGCCAAGAAAGAAUAUGGUGUUCAAGUUCAAUCUCAGAUUAAAGCUAGCUCAAGGAAAAGAAGAAGGCGACCAAUGCAUGUUUUGAGAGGUAAGAGGAGGAGAAAACAUAAACUUGUGAUGAGUAGUGGUUUGGAGGAGAUGGAGCCAGAGAUUCCCUCAAGGAAUUCUACCUAUGGAUUCCUUGUUGGUCCAUUUGGUUCUUUAGAAGAUAGAAUUCUGCAGUGGAAUCCUCAGGGGAGUUAUGAAACCUGUAACAUAAAAGGGGACUUUGCAGGCCUUGUUUGGUCAAGAAAGUUUGUUUUGAUCUUUCAUGAGCUUUCCAUGACUGGAGCUCCACUUUCAAUGAUGGAGUUGGCAACUGAACUCUUGAGUUGUGAGGCUUCUGUUCAUGCUGUUGUUCUUAGCAAAAAGGGUGGUUUGAUGCAAGAACUUGCUAGGAGACAAAUCAAGGUGCUUGAUGAUAAAGCAUAUCUCAGCUUCAAAACUGCAGCAAAGGCUGAUCUUGUCAUUGCUGGAUCAGCUGUCUGUGCAUCAUGGAUUGAACAAUACAUUGAACAUUUUCCUGCUGGAGCAAGAAAAGUUGCAUGGUGGAUUAUGGAAAACAGACGAGAGUAUUUUGAUCGUGCAAAGGAUAUGUUACACAGAGUGAAAAUAUUGAUCUUUCUGUCUGAAGCACAAUCUAAGCAAUGGAAAAAGUGGUGUGAAGAAGAAAGCAUAAAAUUGAGAUUACAGCCAGCACUUGUUCCAUUGUCUGUCAAUGAUGAACUAGCUUUUGUAGCAGGCAUUCCCUCCACACACAGUACUCAAUCCUUCAGUGCUGCAAAAAUGGAUGAGAGAAGAAAGUUGCUGAGAGAUUCAGUUCGAAGAGAAAUGGGGUUAAGUGAUAAUGACAUGCUUGUUAUGACUCUGAGCAGCAUCAACCGUGGGAAGGGUCAACUAUUUCUUCUUGAAUCAGCAAGAAAAAUUGUAGAAGAUGAACCAUUGCACCAUGAGGAUAAGAAAAUGGCAGUGUCAUCAAAUGAUGGAGAACACCAUGAUAAUAGUAGUGUAGCCUUCAACAACAUCUCAAGCACAUUUAUAAAAAGCAAGGAAGUGUUGUCUCACAACAAUGUAACAACUGCACAAUCUCUGAAAAUUCUCAUUGGUUCUGUGGGAUCUAAGAGCAACAAAGUGGAUUAUGUUAAAGUUCUUUUAAGAUUUUUAGCACAGCAUUCAAACUUGUCAAAGUCAGUUCUCUGGACCUCAGCCACUACACAUGUUGCCUCACUUUACUCUGCUGCAGAUGUUUAUGUCAUAAACUCUCAGGGAUUGGGAGAAACAUUUGGAAGAGUGACUAUAGAAGCAAUGGCAUUUGGUCUUCCGGUGCUUGGAACAGAUGCUGGAGGAACGCAAGAAAUUGUUGAGCAUAAUGUGACAGGUCUGGUUCAUCCUAUUGGUCGCACAGGGAACCAUGUUCUUGCACAGCAUCUCCGGUUUUUACUUAAAAACAGUUCUGCAAGAGAGAAAAUGGGAAUGGAAGGAAGAAAAAAGGUGCAGAGGAUGUUCUUGAAACAGAACAUGUAUGAGAAAUUUGCAGAGGUUCUUGUCAUGUGCAUGAAAACCAAAUAACUGCUUUCAUUCUUUCAUUGGAUUCAAAUCACAUACAUGGUUGUGAUUUCUUGUGUUUAGGAUCAAAGGAUUUUAGCUACCUCAGUACAUAACUAUUGUACAUAAUACAUCUUUGUUGUUCACUUUUUAAUCUUUUGUAGUUGAAGUGUUUGUCAUUUUUUCAUUAAA
Molecule: messenger RNA, 2214 nt
Organism: Vigna unguiculata (cowpea)
Lineage: Eukaryota; Viridiplantae; Streptophyta; Magnoliopsida; Fabales; Fabaceae
Molecular function (GO): glycosyltransferase activity
Source: RefSeq, a predicted model, not a curated record